Molecule: messenger RNA, 1643 nt
Organism: Cololabis saira (Pacific saury)
Lineage: Eukaryota; Metazoa; Chordata; Actinopteri; Beloniformes; Belonidae
Gene: anp32b
Product: acidic (leucine-rich) nuclear phosphoprotein 32 family, member B
Exons: 7
Coding region: 170-967 (265 amino acids)
Biological process (GO): regulation of apoptotic process
Cellular component (GO): nucleus
Molecular function (GO): histone binding
Source: RefSeq, a predicted model, not a curated record
UUCAGUCCCGUUUCCCUCCAUGGUUUCCCCUCUCUCCGACCAACUUAGCGUUUGGCUCAGUUCAUUAUACAGUCCUAUAUUCUCCCUCCAUAAGGGCAUCUCUGCCUUUGGACUAGAAGAUCCCAUCAAAACCCAAGAGAGAAAAGUUUAACCUUCGCAGGGGAAGAAGAUGGACAUGAAAAAGAGGAUCCACUUGGAGCUAAGAAACAGGACACCGUCUGAUGUACGAGAACUUGUCCUCGACAACUGUCGAUCAGUUGAAGGGAAAAUUGAAGGCCUCACAGCUGAGUUCGUCAACCUGGAGUUCCUCAGUUUGAUAAAUGUUGGGUUAAUCUCAGUGUCCAACUUACCUAAACUAGGAAAACUGAAAAAGCUGGAGUUGAGUGACAACAGAAUCAGUGGUGGCCUUGAUGUUUUAGCAGAGAAACUCCCCAACCUCACACAUCUAAACCUGAGUGGCAACAAAUUGAAAGACAUCAGCACAUUGGAACCUUUGAAAAAACUGGACAACCUGAAGAGUUUGGACCUGUUCAACUGUGAAGUAACAAACCUAAACGACUAUAGAGACAGUGUGUUCAAGUUGCUGCCUCAGCUCACCUACCUGGAUGGUUAUGACAUGGAGGACAGGGAAGCUUCCGAUUCUGACGGCGAGGUGGACGGAGAUGGUGUAGAUGACGAUGAAGAUGAAGAGGGAGAGGAAGACGAAGAUGGAGAGGAAGAGGACUUUGAUGAUGAAGAAGAGGAUGAGGAAGACGAAGAUGGAGAGGAGGUAGAAGGAGAAGAGGAUGAUGAGGAAGUCAGUGGUGAAGAUGAGGAGGAGGACUUUGGUCAGGAUGGAGAAGUGGAUGAAGAGGAUGAUGAUGAUGAUGAUGACGAUGAAGAAGAAGCAGAUACUGGCAAAGGUGAGAAGAGAAAGCGGGACCCAGAGGAUGAGGACGACGACGACGACGAUGAAGACGACGAUUGAAAGCAAAACUGAGAACGAGAGCUUACCGAGUUUUUGCCCCCACACAAACCCAAACGUCCACCCUCCAACAACUCGCACCGCCUUUGUAAUUCACGUUUACCCCCGCCCCCCCCCCUUACCACCACCACCUCCCAGCUCUGUGCUCUUUUUAUGUGGCAAAGACUGUACCGGAAGGGUGAGCCAAGUGGAGCUGCCCCCCCACCUCUUCUCUUCUCUCCCUCCCUCCCUCCUCUUUUUUCCCCCCUCCCUUCAUGAAACUGAGAGCCACCCAACACCCUCCACCUCACCCCACCCAAGGCCCCCGAGGUUCUCAGGCAGCCCGCCACUCAGCAUUCCACAAUUUCACUGUCAAUCCCUCUUUAUGUAUUCCCGUGUGAGGAUUUUGGGACUGGUAUCUAGUUUUGGGUCUGUGCUUUUAAUAUUUUGUUGGAUGAAUUUUUUUUUUUUUUUUGGGUUUAUUAUUUUCCCUUUUUUUUUGUCUUAAGUUUUUUUUUCUUUUCUGUUCCUUAUUUUCCCAAUAAAAUUAUUGCUAUAGCAGCUGUGCAACCAGCAGGCCAUGGUUUUUAGUGUGGCUGCCUGUUGCACAAAUCAAGGUUGUAGCUACAUUUUUACUUUCUGUAUGACAAAAAAAAAAAAGGAAAAAAAACAACUUUGUAAAUAAAAUGUUAACAUUUUG